AGCACGCUUACGUAUAUUGAAUUUGAUUGCGUGGUUCUGCUAGCUAUGUUCUAAUAGUAGAUAAUAUUUUACAAUCUAGGGUAUCCUAAUAAGUGAAAAACGAGGUAAUGUACACUAUUUAUUGUCUAAAAAGCGUACUAGAUGUAAUAAAGCUAUGUUUGAAACUCUCGGUAUGUAGUGCCGGGAGUGUAAAAUUAGAAGAGUUGUGCAAAAAGGAAUAGCGGAGUCAUUACCAUCACGGCGGUGGGUGGAAAGGAGUGACAUGAAACGUGGAUUAGUAAGACUAGUUAACUUGGAAAAACUUUUAGAGCACAAGGACUCACGACGUAGAAGAAGACUUGGUAAAUUCAGUGCCUCUAAGGCUGACGCAUAGGAGUAGUGAGGAAGAAUAAACUUAAGGGCUCUUUUCUGAAUAGAAUCCAAUCUAUCACUAAGACAUAAAGGAAGGGAGAAGUGCCCGAUAAUACAACCAUAAUCAAGAAGAGGUCUAAUGAGAGUGACAAAAACAGUAACAAGAUCGAUUGUGCUCACAUUAGAACAUCUGAAAAUACGGAGGAUAUAUAGUCGCUUGACAGCUUUAGGCACAAUGGAAUCUAUAUGUGCAUUCCAGCGAAUAUCUGAUUGAAGGGUUAAGCGCAGAACCUUGUGAGAGAAAACAGAGUCAAGUGGCUUACCGUUAAUGGUGAAAACUGGUAAAACUGGCUGUUCGCGGAAGAAUCAUAUGCGCAUAAUCUUACAUUUAGAUGGAUUUUGACUGAUGUUAUUGUCGACAGCCCUCUGGUGAAUUCUGUCCAAAUCAGACUGCAGACAACGAGGACUGGCCACGAUUGAGUGUAUCAGACAGGGUAAUAUCUUCGACAUACUUCCAACGAUUACAGCCUAAUUAGGUAGAAAGACCCAAAUCAUUGAGCAUUAACAGAAAGAGGAUAGGUCCUAAUUUAGUCCCCUGAGGAACUCCAGCAGUCAUAGGAAGCCAUGAUGAAAUAAUGUCAUUGACCUUUACAGCUUGUUGUCGUUUCAAAAAAGAUAAAAAGCUACAUAUCCAGGAAAUAAGAGCGGGGCGUACAUCAAGAUUAAUUAACUUCCGCACAAGAAUAGCGUGGUCAAUACGAUCAAAGGCCUUGGUAAAGUCAAGGAAACACCCAUAUAAGUAACGACCAGGCUUUCCAAGAGCUUUAAGCCAAUGGUGCAAGAGGUCGACAAGGCAGAGGGAUGUUGAAGAGCCUUUUAUAGAACCAAACUGACGAAGGUCAAUUUUCCUUCCAAUGUUUUCAUACAGCCUCUUCACAGCAAAGUCUUCUUGGAUUUUUGACAGAGUAGGAGUGAGAGAAAUAGAUCGAAGGUCGUUUUCAGACUGCACUGGACAAACUUUCGGAAUAGGUGAUCUAAACGACUGUUUUCACGACUCUGGAAACAAACCAGCCUCAAAUGAGAGGUAGAACAACUCAGAAAUAGGAUAUGCUAGCUCGUUACAGAAUCAUUUCAAUGCUCGGUGAAGAAUGCCAUCUGGACUAGCAGCUGUAGAGACUAGUAUUUGCCAACUUAGACUUGAAUUCAUAAAAAGAAAUCACAGGAAGCUGUUUUGGUGCAGGGAGGAAAGCAAGAAAGUGUACAACAUAUUCACCCGUUAUUCGAUAAGACUAUUUGUCUAUCUUCCUUGUAGAAGGACUCUAGAACAGGCUGUAAACUUUUAAUAAUGUGUCUGUCCGAUCUUUUUAAAUGUGCCAUUUAAUUUUUUUUCUUUCGGAGUUUUAUUUUUCUUCGAUUUGUUUUGUGUUUUGUCUGUCAAGUUGCUGGCUUUCUAGCGAAAACGGUCUGAUCUGGAUUUUCAUUGUCUUUCUUUUGCUGAUUGGAUUGCUUAACGUUAUGAUCCUUUUACGAGUUAUCAAGGAGAUGACGACAAUGCAUCAAACAAAGGACAACCAAUCUGAAAAAAUCAGGCUUGGCAUCAGAGCAUGCUUGGUAAUGAUUCCUCUCUUGGGUGUCACGUGGCUGUUUGGUGUUCUAUCUUCAUUACACACAGCUUUUGCUUAUAUUUUCACGAUUUUCAACUCAACUCAGGGCUUCAUGAUUUUUCUUCUGCACUGCGUGAAAAACACGGAGAUAAGAAGUCGUUUCAAAAGAAAGCUCCACUCCAUUUUCCCAUCGGCAGACAAUGAAACCAAUAUCAAAAGAAGCUCUGAAGGAAAUGAGACUGCCAGCGGCAAUAUCUCGAUAAAGAAGACUAUAACUAAACAUAGUGUUGGACCGAAAGAAGAAAUGACGGUUCAGAGAAAACCUCUUGCCUAUAAUUUUUGAUGUAUAUACUCAAAUAUGAGACUGGCUAGUUUAUAAUUGGCUGGAAAGGAGGAUUCCCCAAGUUUUCUAAAUAAAUCAUG
Molecule: messenger RNA, 2378 nt
Organism: Stylophora pistillata
Lineage: Eukaryota; Metazoa; Cnidaria; Anthozoa; Scleractinia; Pocilloporidae
Product: adhesion G protein-coupled receptor E3-like
Biological process (GO): cell surface receptor signaling pathway; G protein-coupled receptor signaling pathway
Cellular component (GO): plasma membrane
Molecular function (GO): G protein-coupled receptor activity
Source: RefSeq, a predicted model, not a curated record